Messenger RNA from Galleria mellonella (greater wax moth), 1306 nucleotides. RefSeq lists its product as uncharacterized. NCBI's taxonomy places the organism in Eukaryota, Metazoa, Arthropoda, Insecta, Lepidoptera, Pyralidae. The coding region runs from base 198 to 1175 and encodes 325 amino acids. The transcript is spliced from 4 exons. The record is from RefSeq and is a predicted model, not a curated record.
CAAACAAAACCAUUUCGAGUGCAUCAGUCCAUUUAAAAAUUAUAACCUUAUUUUUUUAUUUUUUAAAUAUUUUUUUUUUUUUUUUACUUUUCUUUUUUCGUUUAAUAAUUCGAUUCGGCUUUGGCCAGUGACUUUAGUUUAAUAUAUGGGCGUAUAAAUUGUAGAAUGCAUUGCUCAAUACACCAGACGACCGAAAGAUGGCGCGGGGCAAAGUGCUAUGGUUAUCCGUUUUGCUUCUCGGCUCGGUUUUGGCUCAGCCGGUGCCGGAACCACAGUUCCCCUGCCCGUGCCCGUGCGAGCCUCCCUGCGAACCCCCUUGUCCGUGUCCACCCCCUUGUCCCUGUCCACCCCCUUGUCCUUGUCCGCCCCCUAGUGACCCCUGUGACCCGAGUAAUGGAGGUCCAGGGACUAUACAGAUUGGACCGUGUGACCCGUGCGAACCGAGAGUUAGGUUUGCAAACGGACAAGCGCCACCUAAUACAAUAAUAAUAAAACCAGGGCAGAUUCGGUUCCCGACUCCACCACCAAUUAUCGUCCGGCCCGGCGCCAUCCGACCACCGGGCCCUGGUCGGAUCUUCGUGAAACCAGCUCCGAUACAACCGGAUCAAUUGCCUCCUAUAACGGUCAAGCCACCCUGUGUACAGCCACCCCAACCACCACCGAUAUGUGUGAGACCACCGGCGAUUAAUCCCCCACGACCACCCCCGAUCGUGGUCAGACCACCCCCAGUACACGUGCCCAGAUUGCCCCCCAUAAAGGUACAACCCCCACCUGUUCAACCACCUAAUCCAGAUGGCCUCAUCGUCAAACCACCCAGAAUAAUUGUCCCCGCCCCACCAAUCAUCUGCUUCAAGCCAAAUCCCCCAACUUGCUUUAAAACAAUCGGUUGUGCCUGCGUGAUACCAUGUCGAUCUCAAUCUGAUCCCUGCCAACCCCCUUGUGAUGCCUUCAAACCACCAUGUGACCCCAGCCAACCCCCAUGUGAUCCUUCUCAACCCCCAUGCGAUUCUUACAACCCGGGUGACCCAUACAACCCUUGUUCUCCCCCUUGUGAUCCUUGCCUGCCCCCAUGCGACUCUUGCCCGCCCCCAUACAACCCUUGCCCGUCCCCAUGCAACCCUUGUCCGCCCCCAUGCAACCCUUGCCUGCCCCCUAGCGACCCGUGUUACGGAUAAUAUGUAUAUUAUUUAAAAUUAAUUAUCUAAUAGUAUUUAUUUAUAUGUUUUAAUCUAUAUUUAAACUACAUUUGUAUAUUUGUGUGAGCAAACGAAAUAUAGUACGGGUACAUUGAGCAAUUAUAACUAAA